Cololabis saira (Pacific saury) is the source of this 5672-nucleotide messenger RNA. It is a transcript of the gene ttc9b, whose product is annotated as tetratricopeptide repeat domain 9B. The coding region runs from base 242 to 1006 and encodes 254 amino acids. The record is from RefSeq and is a predicted model, not a curated record. Gene Ontology annotation, molecular function: protein binding. Lineage: Eukaryota; Metazoa; Chordata; Actinopteri; Beloniformes; Belonidae. The transcript is spliced from 3 exons.
UGUGUGUGGUGCUGAUGCUGCGCUGCCCGGGAGGCUGCGAGCAUCCUCCAGCAUCCUUCCGCGAGAGGACCGUCACCAAGAACUGGUCUCGACGUUCGCAAGAGCAAAAGAUUGGGAAACCCAGGAUGUUUCCACCGCUUCUUUAAUAGAUCGCUUCUGUUUUUAAAACAUUUUUUUUUAGCCUAGUCUGAAGCGGUAUUUCGACGCUGGUAUUCUCUCCGCGCCUCAUCCUGCAUCCUUUAUGCACAGCACGCUGCUCCGGUCUCCCGUGACAAAAUACACGUCCGUAUCCGAGCAGCAUGUCUCUCUCCGGUCUUGUUCACUGAGAGGUAUGGAAGCCAAACAACACGCCAUAAAAAGCCUAAAAAGCUACCCUGAGAUCGGCGGCCGGAGCCUGGCAGCCGCUGCCGGAGCAGGAGGAGGAGGAGGAGGAGGAGGAGCAGGGGACGGUGGGCAUCGUGCCGGCUCCGCUGAAAUGGAGAUGGAGGUGAAGAUCCAGAAAGCCAUCGACUUCAAGGCGGAGGGUCAUCGCUGCUACAAGGACAAGAAAUUCCGGGAGGCGAUUGGCAAGUAUCACCGGGCGCUGCUGCAACUCAAAGGGAUGCAUGUGGUGGACGGGACGACGGGCUCCGAGGUCAACCUGCUCACUCAAGCCGCGGCCAAGCUGACCGAGGAGCAGCGGAGAGCCGUGGAGAGCACCGAGAUCGAGUGCUACGACAGCCUGACUGCUUGUCUGCUACAAUCCGAGUUGGUAAAUUACGAAAGAGUGAAAGAGUACUGCCUGAAGGUGCUGAGCCACCAGAGAGACCACUUCAAGGCCAUGUACCGAGCCGGCAUCGCCUUCUAUCACCUGGGUGACUACGAAUGUGCCCUACGCUACCUGCGUGACGCCAAGAACCGCGAACCCACAGACACCAACGUGCUCCGAUACAUCCAACUGACAGAGAUGAAAAUGAGCAAGAGUGGACAGCGGGAACGAGAGAGCGGCAAGGAGACCCAGGGCUAAUCUGCUACCCUUACAACGUCCUGACCCCCUCCCACCUUUGACCCCUCAAGCAGUCCUACUCUGAUCCUUCCUCCCUCGGCCUCCUCUCCUCCCUCUGUUGAGUCCUGACAGCAGCACAGACAGAAGAGACCUAAUCACCCACCUGGUGACACAGAAAGGGGACACAUAUCAAGCGCUGCCUGCUACUUCUCUUUUUCCUCCUCUCCCCUUUCUCCCUCAGGUGCUGUGGUUCCUCUCCCUAGAUGCAAUCGGCAAAGUUAACACGAAGAAAAUCAACAAAAACAAAGGCAAAGCUGUAUUAUACUCAUAGAAACCGUCAUUGUGGUGGAUUGAAAAAGGAGCUUCAAAACAUCCAUGUGAACAAUGGACAUUUGCGUGAUUUAGUAAAUGUUUUAAGCGCAUAAAAUGCUUCUUUUUUUAAUUUCAGCUUUCUUGCUCUCCGUUUUCUCCUUGCCUACUUUCUCUCCGUCUGAGAAUUUGGGGGUUGGGAAGCUCUGCCACACCGGCAGGAGGGCAGGGGUGUGUGUGCGUACACGCAGGCAGUGUGAAACAUAAAGCAGGGGACGUUGAGGAGGGUGGGUGAGACACAUAUCAAGACCACAGCCCAAUUUGAUUGUACAUCCUAACCCUACAAGGCUCACUCAGCCCUUUACCCAGUCUAUGGGUCAGGCUAACAGGAGAAACCUUAUCACGCAAAGAAAAACCCUGCCUUUGGGCUUAAUCUAUCACUUUUCUGUCAAACCUCUCUGCCCUGGAUGCCAUGCUUCUCAGUUUCUUGACUGUUCUUUCAAAUCAAGGGCUAAUUCAAGUGUUUGUAAUCCUUUGUUAGGGUCUUUAUUUUACCGUCAUGCUUUUAACUAUAAAGUUAAAAGUUAAAAGCAAGUGUACGUGCAGCAAAGGAACAAAAUUCCCAAGCAGUUCUUGCUGUCAUCAGGUGUGCUAUUGUGUACAUUUGUGUGUCUUGAAUCUGUUGUCUGAAACCCCUCCUGGGACGUGUAUUGUGUUAACGUACUUCUCGAGGCCCCUCCCUCCCUCAACCCCCCCUGAGUUCUCCCAUAAAUGAUGUCACAAUGGAAAAUAGCCAACGAGAAGGGCGUUCCAUCAACCACCAUUGGCAAGAUGGAGAUCCUCUCAAAACUUUCACUGCAAGAAACGAUUUUUCUUAAUAGCAGACUCACCUUUUACCACUUCCCAGACACUGAUAAGGCACCAAGGAGUCUGUGGACAGCAUUAGUGCAGGGAAACGAAUACACACACACACACACACACACACACACACACACACACACACACACACACACACACACACACACACACACACACACACACACACACACACACACACACACACAAACACACACACAUACAUCUGUCCUAAUGGUCCAAACCACAGUACUGGACCCCCAGCUUUAGUCUGCCUCAUCAAGAGUCAGCCACUUAAUAUUUCUCUUGCUUACAGUUUACUGUAUGUUGAUAAAACAUCCUGUUUGACAAAUCUCAAAGGAUCAUUCCCAACACAUAGUUAUGGACACACAUUAGCACUGGAUAGUACUUAUGACAUGGUUCGUGCAUAUCUGUUACCAGCUGUCAAACGCUGCCACUGCUUCUCUUCUGACUUAUGAAGCUGAAUCAAUGAUAAUGCAAACUUUGCUUUUCUAAUAGCUUUACUACGGGCUUAAAUCUGCCUGCCCUGUUCUGCUGAAGGUUGGAUUGAUAACUUGUGAGAGCAUGACCUGAAUUUCCUCCGUCUCUGAUGCCAUGAAACCCAGUUUCUUACUCCUCCUGGGCAAGUCCACCUCCUGCAUGUAACAAGCUCCAGAGAGUUAUUUUGAAUAUUUGGAAUAGGGAUUAUAUUUGCUUUGUUGCUUUCUGUUAUGGCAUGCUGCCACUAAAAUGUUUGCUCAUACCUCUAUUUUCGCUAUUCAGUCCUUUCAAAACUCAGAGGGUAAUGACAGGCUGCGAUCACAGCAGUAGAAAACGAUCAAUCAAAUAUUUCCAGGGAAAAAAGGUGCUCUUUCAUAAGUUAGGGUCACUUCCUGCCUUGGCUAAGAUAAAACAUAAUUCCACUGCGUGAGAAAUUCAAACAGAGUCAGAGGUGGAAAUCUAAUCAAAAAAGAUGCUGUCAAAGAUUUCCCCUUCCAAUUUAUUAUAUUGACCUGUUCUGAGAUAGACGGGAACCUAAGUGUGUCACUGGCACUCUGGAGAGAUGGCACGAUGGGUUGAGGAGACCAGCAUGAUACAGAGAGGCUCCAGUGGAGGGAGAAGUAGGACAUCAUCAGCCCUAAUGACGCUACUGAAGCUCCACUGCACGAGAAGAGAUGCAGGAAGAGUAAAUUUAUCAUCAGGCUGGAAGUAUGUGAAUAUGUGAGCUUGCACUUGUAACCAAGUACAGUUGAUGCUGGGCUAAUCAAACCCAGUUCAGGUGCUGGAUUAUAUAUUUUAUGUAUUUCUGGUUUAGUAUCAAGAGUUUCCCUUUUCUGGCACAUAUUGGUCUAACCCAAACCAUGAAAAAGAAAAUCAUAAAGCACACAAGUGGUCUGGGAGUAGAUAAACACGUUGCCUCAGGCUGCAAAAGCAAACAGCCACUCGCAUAACAAGCUUAACAUUGGUUUUGAUUGACAUGGGGCCUUAAAGUGGCAUUAUGGAAACAGGCUUUAUUAAAUAAAAGCUGCUUGAAUAACUAUGAUCGACCAAAUGAUUUAAAAGGAUGAUAAUUGCAUUUCACGAUGAGCCAAGUUUUUAGACAUUUAUACUGGCCCACUUACAAAGAAAAAAAAGUUGGGACCUUUUUAAAGUGUAGAUAAACACUGACGCACUGAUUUGCAAACCAUUUGAGCCCUAUGUAAAUGAAACCCCUCCACAGUUCAUGUUGAAGUCCUGAUCCUGCAGUCUUUACUACAGGUCCCCACCUUUGUAUAUGUGCAGAAAGUCGUAUUUGGUGUCAUCUUGCUGGAAUACUGAAAAACCCUGCUCAUAAAAUGAUGUCAUUUGGUUGAAGCUCUUAAUAUUACUCAGCAUGAAUAAUGUACAGAGGUUUCUUUAGACCGUCUGAUGUUUAACAGACCACAGAUAACAAAUUAGAAAAACAUUUAUAUUAUUUAUUUUUGUUAAUGCUGAAAUAUUUUACUGACAUGUUAACCCUUUAUAGGGCAGUCAAUAAAAUACUUGACAUUUUAAAACUUUGAUAACUCUAGAGGGUUAUCAAAGGACCUUUUUUUUUAACUUUUCAUAGGCUGAGUCUACUGAAAUUACCAAAUAUGCUUGCCCUGUAAUGGGUUAAUGAUUAACUUCAAGAAUAUAACUCUCAGUUUCAACAUAUGAAAUAUUUAUUUACACUACUUUGAAUAUAGGGUUUAAAUGGUUUGCAAUGCAUUUGCAUCACUGUAUUUCUUUUUACUUCCAUUUUACACAUACUUUUGGCCCUGUAGUAGCAUUUGUCUUUUCAGUAAAAUAUUUCUCAUGGGCUGUGUCAAAGAAGAGAAGUUUUAACUUCUAGAUCCAAAACAAAGACACGUGACCGAGAACAUUAAGUCAAAGACACUAUGUGAAACAUUUGAUUCUGUCAUUGCACCAGACCUGGGGUCAGUCAAGGCAGAGACACUGGAAGCACAAGCCUUCCUGACUCUUGAUGUGCCUCUGAACUCUGUAUUCUCUCUCUGCGUCUGCCAGUUUCCCAAAGGAGAUAAAUCAGCAGCGAGGCGUGGCACCUGCACGCUCAGUCUCCAAAGCUGCCUGGGCUGACUCUCAUUACACACGAGCCCCUUGGGGACAGGUCCCCCCCCUCGAAUGGUCCUCUCUCCAUGGCACCAGUUUGCCAUGUUGUUUUUGUCUGGCUGUGCUAAGUCAUUCUUGCUCAUCGUGUACCAUGAUUGUCUAGGGAUAACUAGUUGCACAUUAAAACAGGUUUGUUUCUCACUGAUCGGAUUUCUUGAAUAAUGCCUAAGGCGACUCUGCGGCCGUUUAUUGUAAGAAUCACCCAACAAGAGGCUGUUUGUGCAAACAGAGACAUCCGUCCUCUUCGUGAGUGUAGCUUUGAAAACAAUUAAAAAGCACAAAAAAAGAAAAGCAAAGCUACUGGCUGUUUUUUUUUUUUUUUUUUUUUUUUUGCUCUUUUACUUUGAUGUCAUAUAAAGUAAAUGUUCGUCAAAUGUCAAAGUAGUUUUUGUGAUUAUAUGAAACAAAUGUACAAAAAUAUGAAAAAUGGGAAGUUUUAUGGUUGUGAAGAGCUUUACUUUAUUGAAUUACAUUAUCAACAGAAAAGAAAAGCAAAAGAUAGAAAAGAGAAUUUUAUUAUAGCUCCUUUACAGGGCUGCUUUGUGACUGUGUGUAUAUUUGUUGGUAUUUCUGUUGACGUCCCUCUAGUCCAGGGAUCCAGAAGUGCUUGAAAAGCUCUUUGACGUCCCGUCUACACAAGGAUUCGACAUAAACACUGAGCUGAUGAGAACUGGUUGGCCCACACGCGUCCAUCGUGUUUCUGUGUUGACAUGAAGGACACGAAGCACAGGGGGACAACAAGGUUAAUACCGCGUUUUUGUCUUGCUUUGCUUUUAGGAGGCCUUAUUCCAUUCAACAUCCGAACAUCCUUCAAGGCCUCUGUCACUGGUUUUACUGAACUGCUAGCCCGGGAAUGCACUAUUGAUUGGUUAAUGAAGAUUACAAAUAAAGU